This is a messenger RNA of Naegleria gruberi, 1710 nucleotides long. RefSeq lists its product as uncharacterized. The transcript is spliced from 2 exons. Bases 1 to 1710 code for a protein of 569 amino acids. NCBI's taxonomy places the organism in Eukaryota, Heterolobosea, Eutetramitea, Acrasida, Naegleriidae. The record is from RefSeq and is a predicted model, not a curated record.
AUGUUCCGAUCACUUAUUGGAAAUCAAGCUACAAUUCUUUGUUUGAAUGGAAGCAAACGGUUCUACUCGAUCGGGAUGAAAUCUUCAUCACCAUUAGCAUCUUCAUGGAAAGAAUUAUUUCAAAAACACUUUUUAGAAAAAGAUUACAAUAAGAAAGCUCCCGAAAUAAAACUAAACCAUGGAAAUCCACAACGAUUGGCGAUUAUUGAAAUGAUCGAACAAGGCAAAAAGCUUUCAGAAAUUCAAAGCAAGUUUCCACAAUUCGAAACAGAUGAAAUUCUCAUGUGUAAAUAUGUUGAAGAAAAUCCAGGUGAAUUGCACAAACUCCAAAAAUGGAAAUCCAAUGAAAAUGUUGUAAAAAGUGCUUGUAAAAAUUUCAGAGAUCAAUCACCUGAUCAAUUUAUAGCAUUGAGAAAUCUCAUUGAAGAGCUCAUUCAGAAAAAAUCACUCAAUGAAAAACAAGCAGUUUCGUAUAGAAAUGAGUUUAUCAUUUUACAACCCAAAUUAAUUUUAUACUUUACGAGUGAGGGAGAAAUUCUUUAUGGAUAUAAGAGGAGGAAUAUUAUCAAAAUUGAAGAGAUAAUCUCAAGAAAUGGCGACGUGUUAGAGUUUAUUUCACCUUCGUCCAUUGAUGCUUCAACUUUGUUGGAUGGAGUCAAGCAAGAUGGAUUAAUUAUUCGAUUCCUACCAGCUUCUUAUAUGAAGGACCAACAGUUAAUUGCUAGUGCAGUGAUGCAAAAUCCAAAGGCACUUGUCUAUUGUUUUAGGAAGGAUUUGGAUUAUUCAGUGUUUCCAUUCUAUUCGUCUGCUUUCUUAUUGAAUUUAUUUAGAAAGAGUGGUGGUACUGGCUAUCAGUAUUUACCAGAACAUGUUAGAAAGAGAAUAGAGCUAGCUCAUGAAGCGGUAAAAUAUGAUGGAAGAUUAUUAGAAUUUGUUCCAAAAACGCCAAUUAAUAUAUUCGAAAGCUCAAGUGAAACAGCAUUGAAAGUACAUGCCAAUGCUCUCCAAUUUGUGAGUGAUGAAUUUCAAUUACAACAUGAGUCUCUCAUUGAAUCAUGCCUUUCCUUAAAUGUUGUCGAAACUUUACAAUUCUGUCAUUCAAAAUAUUUACAAAAAAAGAAAUUCAUCUUGAAUGCCCUAAAGGAGCUAAGAAAGGACGAUUCAAUCAUGAGUUCAGGAUUAACAGUUAUUGGAAAUAUGAUCAAUAGAAUGAAAGAUUGUAAAAGUCCGCUAUUGGAAGAUGAAGACGUAAUUUUUCAGAUUUUUGUAACAUCGACCAGAAUUGUAAAUCCUGAUAAUAUUGAGCUAGUUAAUGAGAUUUCGAAUGAUAACAUGUUUAUUGAGAAGGCAGCUGUGGAUUAUAAGAAUUGGUUUAUCUAUGCAUGUUCUCACAAUAAGAUUAGUUUGGAAAUGAUGAAGAAUCUUCUGGUCAAGCAUGGGAUUAGUGGAGCAUUACCAGAUUUCAUCAUUAAUAAUGAAGAAUGGGCAAAGUUUGCAAUUGAAAAUGAUGUGGAUAAUAUCAAAUUGUUUCCACCCAAAAUUAUUAGAAACCUUUGCUCCCAUGAUUCAGAAUUUGAACACAAAUUAUUGAAAUUAAUUGAUUCGGAUUAUUAUCAUAUCAUUAAUUAUCUUUCAGAUUCCAAGAGAAAUAACAAGGAAUAUGCCAUGGAGAAACUGAAAACAAUCGGUGUAUUUGGAAAGAUUUCCUGA